UUCCUACCACAUCCAAAAUGUCUCUCUUCCGAACCAUCCCUACCGCCAGCGACUUCGGUCCUCUCUUCCGCCUCUUGGACGACUAUGACGUCCACCGCUCCUCUCGUGGCCAAACCUCCGUGCGCUCCUUCGCGCCUCGCUUCGACGUCCGCGAAUCCUCCGAUGCCUACCACCUUGACGGCGAACUGCCCGGCAUCGCCCAGAAGGACGUCGACAUUGAAUUCUCCGACCCCCAGACCCUCGUGAUCAAGGGCCGCUCCGAGCGCGAAUACCACACCCCCGAAGCCGGCGAGGGCGACAACGAGCCCGCCCAGGGCGAAAGCACCGAGGUCGCACAGACUGGCCAGAAGCAGGUCUCUAAGUCCGAGAACAAGCCACGCUUCUGGGUCAGCGAGCGCUCUGUCGGCGAAUUCCACCGCACGUUCUCCUUCCCCAGUCACGUUGACCAGGAGAGGGUCAAGGCCAGCCUGAAGAACGGCAUCUUGUCUGUGAUCGUUCCCAAGGCUGCGGCCCCGUCUUCGAAGAAGAUCACCGUCGAGUAAAUGACUUGACCACUUGACCGUCGGUUGACGAUUACGAGAAUGAGAAUACGAUCCUUUGCUGUUUUCCUUGAGCUGUUUUGAUUGUUGAGUUGACUGAGCUGGCUGAGUUGCACUUCAAAUUGAGCUUACAUUCCUUUGUACAAUAAUCUAAUUAAUCAAUCAACUGCUACUUU
Molecule: messenger RNA, 715 nt
Organism: Aspergillus melleus
Lineage: Eukaryota; Fungi; Ascomycota; Eurotiomycetes; Eurotiales; Aspergillaceae
Gene: HSP30
Product: Hsp20/alpha crystallin family protein
Exons: 1
Coding region: 18-542 (174 amino acids)
Biological process (GO): response to heat; protein folding; response to salt stress
Source: RefSeq, a predicted model, not a curated record